UGCCCAUAUAAUUCUUUUUUUCUUAUCCCUAUUUUCUUACUUUUUAUCUAUUCAUUUUUUCUCUAGUAGACGGUGGGGAGAGGGGCACAAAAUAUGCUCCGUAGCUAGGUAACUGCAUGCGUGUGUAUGUUUAAAACGUUUUCAUGUUUAUAAACACAUUUGUCAUUAUCUAAGGUUUACCGCCGUGUAGCCGUCACAGUGUGUACCUCGGCUCCAGAAUCUAACGUCCGCGGUUUCAUAGAAGAGCUGUCACGUGAGCUAGAUGAACUUGUGAAGGAGGUCAGAUAUCAACAGCUUUCUUACAACGAAGUCGAGAAAUUCAUCUUCAGAGACAAAGACAUCGACGUCAUGCUACUCUGCCAUUCCAUUAAAAACAGAAGGUUUGCUAUCACGGACGUCAUGGAUGCACUCUACACCGGGUUUCUUCCUAGAGCUACAAGGGAGAUAGGGAAAGCAAAAGUCGGGGUGAUUGUACAUGACAUGUCGAUGGAGAACAUCCUCGAUGAUAGAAAAUACGAAGAAAAGAUGGAAUCUUUCCGUCGUCAACAGCCAACCACUUUCAAGAAUGCCGCUAUGGUUUUCAUCAGCGGACAGCUAGCCGAUUCUCCUCCCCAACUUGGGCCAGGCAACUGGACUGAGCUUAGAACUUUUAUCGCAAAGGCAUCAAGAUUAUCCGAAGCACCUCCACACAAAGCUCUUCGGGAGGUGCUUUUACCAGCGUUUCUCAUUUUUGCGAUUAUAGUUGCAUUAAUUGUCGGGUUGAGCGUUGGACUAACCUGAAUGCAAUGUUGAAAGCUGAUGAGAGAUUUAAGUAUUGCAUAAAUAUAAAUAUCUAUUUUGUUCUGAUCGAUGAAACCUCUUGAAAUUCAUGCUUUUACCUAGCAAUUCAUUUCAUGACCCGGACUCUAAGAGGACGAAUGUUUAAAUUUAAUUGGCACUGAUGAUACGUAAGACUUUGUGAGUUUGGAGGGGGAUGGCAUCAAAUAAUUUGUAUAGUUUGAUUGUAUAUUGACCUUGUUCUUCUUUUGCCCCUCCCCCUCCUCUCCUCCUCUCUCCUUC
This is a messenger RNA of Strongylocentrotus purpuratus (purple sea urchin), 1059 nucleotides long. RefSeq lists its product as uncharacterized. The transcript has 2 exons. The coding region runs from base 349 to 780 and encodes 143 amino acids. The record is from RefSeq and is a predicted model, not a curated record. Lineage: Eukaryota; Metazoa; Echinodermata; Echinoidea; Camarodonta; Strongylocentrotidae.